Molecule: messenger RNA, 675 nt
Organism: Drosophila simulans
Lineage: Eukaryota; Metazoa; Arthropoda; Insecta; Diptera; Drosophilidae
Product: dynein axonemal light chain 1
Exons: 1
Coding region: 65-613 (182 amino acids)
Cellular component (GO): cytoplasm
Molecular function (GO): protein kinase binding
Source: RefSeq, a predicted model, not a curated record
CACAUUUAAUUGACUUUAUUUCUCACUUAAAACUAAAACAUUUUAAAUAUAAAAUUCAUACAUAAUGUCGAAGCCGACAACCUUAAAGGACGCAUUGGCCAAGUGGGAGGACCGCAAUAAGCAGCCAGCCGCCACUGCCACGGAAAUUGGACUUCAGUUCCAGUAUCCACCUAUCGAGAAAAUGGAUCCGAUUCUCAAUUCUCUUACCGAGUGCCAAAAGCUCAGCUUGUCCUCAAAUAUGAUUGAGAAGAUUACUGGAAUUUCGGGAAUGAAGAACCUGAGAGUCCUGAGCUUGGCACGUAACAAUCUUAAAACGCUCAACGGCAUAGAGCCACUGGCCGAUACUCUGGAGGAAUUGUGGGUCAGCUACAACAACAUCGAGAAGAUCAAGCCCCUGGAAUCGAUGAAGGCCCUACGUGUAUUUUACAUAUCCUUCAAUAUGAUCAAGGACUGGCCGGAGUUCAUGCGGAUGGGUGUUCCACCAAAUCUCAGCGAGAUCACAUUUGUGGGAAAUCCUUUGAACGAGAACAUGGACCAGUCUGCCUUCACUGCCGAGGCAGUCCGUCGUCUGCCCAACAUGAAGAAACUCGAUGGGGAGCCCGUCAUUCGUUAGGAAAAAACAAGCUUCACGGUUGUGUUGUAUUCCAAAUAAAGGAGAGUCGAAAGUGGAGCAUA